AUGGGCCCUCUCCCUAUCAUUGACCUUUCGACAGAGCAGAGCCCCGCAACCCUUGCCAAGUUGCGACAAGCGCUACUUAAAUACGGUGCCUUUCGCUUAUGUUCCCCCGAACUGAAGCAGGCGGUUGAUGGAGGCCUAUUGCGUGAGGCCCGAGGCUUUUUCCAGCUCUCAAAUGAAAUAAAACAACGAACAAGAGGAUACUCAGGCUUUGGUACGGAACUCGUUCGUGGGACUACACCAAUACCGAAAGAAGGUAUCAAUUUCUUUCGAAAGAACGACCAGCGAGAUGGUUGUAUCUCUCCCCCAGCCGAGUUUUCUCGCUCGGUCAUAGCAAUACACGAUAAAUGGAAGCAUUUUCGGGAUCAGUUGCUCAACAUAGUCUUUUGUGACGUUCUCGAGUCGGAGAUACCCUUGAUGGGGACCCCGACGCUUGACUCUGAGUCGAUAGGCAUACAAUACUAUAACCCUCAACGGAUGAUCGCUGGGGAUAGCGAUUAUUCUCCUCCACAUAUGGACGGUGGCACGCUGGCGAUAUUAAUUCGAGAGGAUGACGAGGAUGACGGUUUAGAAGUCGCGGACCUUGAAUCCACAGAGGAGCUUGGUAGCGACGGAGUAGGUCGUGAGGCUGUUUUUAUGCGUGUUCCUGCCGCUCCAGAUGAAGUGGUAGUGUUAGUAGGGACUCGGUUGCAACGUCUACUGGGGAGAACCAAAGCUCGUGCCUGUGUGCAUCGAGUAGUUGGCCCAGGGCAGAAUCAUGCAGAAGAUCGGGUUAGCGUUGGAAUAUUUCGUGCUUGUGCUCCCCCUCCGCUUAGAGAUGUCACCAUUAGUUAUUGA
Messenger RNA from Penicillium manginii, 834 nucleotides. RefSeq lists its product as uncharacterized. Lineage: Eukaryota; Fungi; Ascomycota; Eurotiomycetes; Eurotiales; Aspergillaceae. Gene Ontology annotation, molecular function: dioxygenase activity. The coding region runs from base 1 to 834 and encodes 277 amino acids. The transcript has 3 exons. The record is from RefSeq and is a predicted model, not a curated record.